Messenger RNA from Papilio machaon (common yellow swallowtail), 1958 nucleotides. Its product is annotated as myogenesis-regulating glycosidase. Gene Ontology annotation, biological process: carbohydrate metabolic process. Gene Ontology annotation, molecular function: hydrolase activity, hydrolyzing O-glycosyl compounds. NCBI's taxonomy places the organism in Eukaryota, Metazoa, Arthropoda, Insecta, Lepidoptera, Papilionidae. The transcript has 9 exons. The record is from RefSeq and is a predicted model, not a curated record. Bases 67 to 1920 code for a protein of 617 amino acids.
GAUACGAGAAUUAAUAAAUAGUCGCGUCUUAUUCGAUUGUCUGUGAGUGUACAUCGCGCGACCGAGAUGCAGUGGCUGUUAUUCUUAGCAGGGGCAACCCUGGCACUGGCCGCCCCCCAGAAGGACCACACCCGGGGUAUAUCAAUAACUCAGGAUGAGAAGGGUGGCUACUCAUUUACUGUCACUCGUGCCAAUGGUGAGCAAAAGUUAGGUCAGCUGGGUCGCAGGAGCUCAGCGGAGGACAACGACGUGACCUUCGAAAUGACCACCUCAUACGAUGAGGAGAACGGCGGCACGCGCGUUUCCGUGCGCUGGGACGGCCCCCCCGACAGGGUCUUUGAAGAUUGCUUUGACUUCGGAGACCUACAAUGGUACGGUGGUCCGGAACAAAAAGACCAGCAAUGGCCGAUUCAGAAAUCAAAAAUCGAGAAAUACUCGAUCAUAUCAAAGGAGGCCGAUAACGCGGCUAUUUCGGAGAGAUACUGGUUGAACUCUGAAGGGCUGUAUAUCUACGUACAUCCAGAGGUGCCUCUUUUCGUCGACCACCACAAAAUCCUAGAAAACCAUAUUUGCUUCGUCGCCGAGGUCGCCGACCCCUACUCCACUAAGAGAACCCACAAUGUCCUCAAAUACGAUAUCUGGCAGUUCGAUGACCCCAAAACCGCACAUAUGCACGCCGUCAAGACUUACCUAGGCAAACCAUCUGGGAUACCAGAUUACAGAAUGAUCCAGUACCCAGUGUGGUCGACUUGGGCACGUUACUCCCGUGAAAUCGACCAGAACAGUCUCUGGGAGUUCGCCAAUGAGAUUGCCAACACUGGAUUCCCCAACGCCCAGUUCGAGAUCGAUGAUCUAUGGGAGAUCUGCUACGGUUCGCUCACCGUCGACGAAAGAAAGCUGCCGGAAUUCAAGAAGUUGAUACAGGACAUUAAAGGUCUCGGGUUCAGAGUCACUAUUUGGGUGCAUCCAUUUAUUAACAAAGACUGCGAACCCUGGUAUAGUGAAGCUUUAGGCAAAGGAUUUCUAGUCCUCAAUGAAAACGGCAGCCCCGACUCGACGUGGUGGAACAACAACGGCUCAGUGCCCGGCUACAUCGACUUCACCAACCCCGACGCCGCCGAAUGGUAUUCCUCCAGGAUCAAGAACCUUAUCGAGACAUAUGACAUUGACAGUCUCAAGUUUGACGCCGGAGAGUCCAGCUGGUCUCCUCAGAUUCCAGUGCAGAACGGCGACAUCGACCUGCAUCCGGGACACAUUGUGCGUGACUACGUCAGGACCGUUGCUGAGUUCGGGCCUAUGAUUGAGAUCCGCGCUGGAAUGCGGACUCAAGAUCUGCCAGUAUUCGUGCGCAUGGUGGACAAGGACACUCUAUGGGGCUUCGACAACGGGCUGGCGACGCUGGUAACGACGCUGCUCACCAUGAACCUGAACGGCUACCCGCUGGUGCUGCCUGACAUGAUCGGCGGCAACGGGUACAACGAGAAACCCAGCAAAGAGCUCUUCAUACGUUGGCUUCAGGCUAAUGUCUUCAUGCCCACGCUGCAGUACUCCUUUGUGCCAUGGGACCAUGAUAAUGAGACGGUGGAGAUCUGCCGCCGCUACACGCAGCUGCACGCGGACUUCGCGGAUGAGAUCGCGGCUGUCAUGGAAGAGGCGGUGGCGAGCGGCGCGCCUGUCAACCCGCCAAUCUGGUGGCUCGACCCCACUGACCAGGAUGCACUUGCUGUAUGGGAUGAGUUCCUACUGGGCGAGCGCGUGCUGGCCGCGCCAGUGCUGACGGAGGGCGCGGUCUCUCGGGACAUCUACCUACCGCGGGGCAACUGGCGCGCGCCUGACGGCACUCUGCACACCGGCCCCGUCUGGCUGCGCGACUACCCCGCACCCCUCGAUACCCUUCCCUACUUCCUACUCGAGAAGUGAUAUCCAUACUCAACCCUAACAUAAUUUCUACUCCAAAU